AUGGACGCGCAGGAGCAGGAGCAGGACAGCGGACCGCUGACGGUGGUGCUCGGGUGCUGGACAGUGGUGCUGGCGCAGGUGCCACCAGAGGGGGGCGGCGGUCACCCCACGCUGAAGGUGGACGUGCGGCUGGGCAAGGGGCUGGGCCAGGCCUCCCCUGCUCAGGUCUUGUUCAGGCGAGUAGUAGAAGAUGAAGAGCUGGCAGGCCCUUCCUGCGUCAAGGCCAAAGAAGCAACGUCGCCUGUGGUGGAAAGGGAAGAAGGAGUAGACCACCACGGUGAGACGGUGAGAGCAGAGCCUACCAUCACGCCAACCAUAGCAACUCAGCGCGCAGACGACGCUGCCUUGUCGGGGCUGCACAUCAACGACCUGCCGCAGGAGGUGCAGCAGCACAUCCUCUCUUUCCUGGGUCCCGCCGACUUGGUCCUUCGUGCGGGGCUGACGUCUCAGCAUUGGCGACGGUUGACCGAAGAUGCGGCCAUGUGGCGCGCGCUGCAUGCUAAAAUCUUUGGCGGCCCACCAGUGCCGGCCACCCGACUCAAGAUGAGCGGCAGGGCGCCAGUUUCGUGGUUUCAGUCGUUUCGUUACCUGUUCAAGGGGCAGCGCAAUGCCCAAAGCGAGCAGCAACAGGCGUUGGCAGCCAAGCGCGACGCACUGCAAGCCGCCCUCGCCCACGAGCAACGCCAAUGGGAGCUGCGCAAACGGAAACAUGAGAACUCGCUCAGCAUCAUCACCGACGCGCUCAAUUCACAAUACGCCCAAGAGUCGCUGCGUCAUGCGUGCAAGUACGGCAGCAUCGUGGUGGUGCGCAGAAUACUCGAAGAGUCGCGCGACCUCCUCAACGCGUCCCUCAACUUCCGAAGCCAGACAGCGCUCACCAUCGCCGCUCGCUAUGGCCAAGCCGAGGUGGUCCGCUACCUGCUGGACCUCGGAGCCGAGGCCGACGACCACGCACUUUCCCUGGCCGUGGACAAGGGGCACAACGAGGUGGCUCGCUUGCUGAUAUCCCGCGGCGUCGAUCCCAAGGACAACCCUGAGCUUUUGCUGGAUCACGGAGCCGGACAACACGUCAAUGUGGUCUCCGGCACCGGAACCCGGGUGUCGCUGCCGCUGCAUGUCGCCGUGACGAAGGGCCACCACGAGAUGGUGAAGCUGCUGCUGGCUCACGGAGCCGACCCCCGCCUCCAGUCGCGGGACGGGCGAUCGGCGGUGGACUUGGCCCAGAGCAAUGGCGCCAUCCUGGCAACCUUGCUCGAGCACGAACAACAAGCCCCGGCAACAGCUACAUUACACUGA
Molecule: messenger RNA, 1296 nt
Organism: Acanthamoeba castellanii str. Neff
Lineage: Eukaryota; Discosea; Longamoebia; Acanthamoebidae
Product: F-box domain containing protein
Exons: 8
Coding region: 1-1296 (431 amino acids)
Biological process (GO): regulation of barbed-end actin filament capping
Cellular component (GO): nucleus; cytoplasm
Molecular function (GO): protein binding
Source: RefSeq, a predicted model, not a curated record